CACACUCCGAAGAGACCCAAGACCUGGGAUGAUGGCUGGUUUUUCUGAAAACGCCCGUCUGUCCGUGGUGCUGGACAGGAGGAAGGCACUCACCCUCUCGCCUCUAGGACCGGAUAAGCCUACCUCCCGCCAGACGGAGAGCCCCUAUAAGAUUCCCAACAGUUCAACAGAGAAUGGCUGCACGAAGGUGCACUGGACUCAGAUAGCUCAUGGCUCCUGCCCCAAGACCUCAGUGCAGCUGAAUGGCACCUCCUCCACCAAUCACACGCAGCGUCCUGCCCAGCAGGGCGGGGUCAGGCGAGAACUGCGGUUAGUUCUCAACGAUGUUCUGAAGACAAAGAUUGGGCGUCGCUACCUGCAACAGAGUGGAUGUGGCCAUUCGUCAGCAAGCCAAUCACAGAAAAGCCGGAGAGAGAGCCAGAUGCCAAAGCGGCAGCCCAAACCAGCCGAUCAUCGAAGGACGAGUGAUGAUCCCCAGCCCAAGCCAGCCGAUUACCAAAGGAGGCGCGAUGAUUUGCAUAUCAGACCAGCUGAUCUCCGUAAGAAGUUUGAGGAUCCGCAAGCCAAAACAGUGGAUCACCGAAGGAGGUUCGAAGAUCCGCAGCCCAAAACAGCUGAUCAUCGAAGGAGGUCCGAGGAGUCGCUGCCCAAAAUAGCCAAUCACCGAUGGAGACGUGAUGAUGAUCCCCAGCCUACACAUGUCAGUUUAUCCAAGCUCAAAACUGGCAAUUCUUUAAGGUCCAAACCAACAGACUCAGAACAGCCCAAACUAAUCAAUUCCUCCAGGUCAGAAUCGGAUCACUCAGAACAGUCCAAGCCAGUCAAUACCCCAGAAGCCAACUCUGUACCAUCGGAACAGGCUAGAUUGGUGGACUCCACUAAGACCAGAACACUGAGGUCUGUGGAGUGUGUACAAUCCAAACCAGUCUCUUCAGAGACGCCCAGACCUGCUAACUCUGUUAAAUCCAAACCAGUCUCUUCAGAGACGCCAAAGUCUCUCACUUUCUCUAAGUCGAACUCGAGGUCUAAACAGCCGUGUUCGGAGUCGACCCGGUCGGGAAGCUCCAGUGGAUCAGAACCACUCCCCUCGGGGUCGCCCCUGGCACCCGCAGAGAAGGACUUGCCGGACCUCCCCAAAGCGAAAGUCUCCGCCAGACCACGGGCAGGCGACUCAGGGUGGUCAGCCCCGGCGUUGGAGUCGGAAUCGGAGCCUGAGGCAUCUGAAGUGACAGCGUCACCAGAGAGGAUGGCCUCACGCCGGACCUCCCUGAUUCAGACGCCCAAGGGGCCGUACGAGUCCAGACCGGUGACAUCUGCACGAAUCCCUACAGUAGAGGACGCACGACCGGAGGAAGUGAGCAGGAAGAGGAGUUGUGAGAAUGGCCCUGAGGUCCGUGCGGAGGAGAAAAGGAAUGCCGUGAUGCGGGAGGAAGAGUGUGUCAUGAGGAAGAGCGUGCUCCGUCUCUCGGGAGACAGCGGGGCCGAAGAGCCGCCAAUCAAGUGCCCCCGUCUGGUGACCCCAGCUGAAGAUCAGCCAGCCAAUGAGGAGAGGCGUUGCUUGAUAAGGGCCCCCUCCCGCAUCAGCCAAUCAGAGCCCAUUGUGCUGUCCAGUGAGGAGGAGUGUGAUGAUGAAGAGGAGUCCCGUGCUCAGAAUGGCACUGCUGCUGCUGAUGAUGAUGAUGAUGAUGAUGAUGGUGGUGGUGGUGGUGAGGAAGAUGAUGGGGGUGAUAAAGAGGACAGUGUUGUUCCAGAACCUUCCCCUAGACAAGGGGACACACACAGCUCACAGUUUCUGGACACACUCCCAGAGGUCACUGAUAUGAAUGGAAUAGAUAUGACCCAUCUGCCAUCAGUCUUUGAGCUGCCUUUCUCUGCCCUUUACAUGGGAGGAGUCAAGGCCCUGGCCAAUGGGAAGAUGGAGAUCACAGAGGAGAAGAUCACUUUCCCACUGUUAGACUCCUUGGGAGAGGACGUGACUGUUGUCAUGGAGACAUCACAGCUCUGCACCUACAGCCUGUUGGACGGACCGGAGCACCAGAGCAAAGGAUUGGUCCAGUGCGGGAAAGAUCCGCCCGUUUCUCCGCUCCAGAGCAGCAGAUUGGUCAAGCAGGGGGAAGGCACGCCCCCUUCUGUGCUCCUCCUGUGGGUGUCUGAGGAUCAGGCUCAGCAGUUGCGCAGUGACCUGUCAAUCAUCCAGCCUGGGACAAGCCCAGACGAGGACAGUGCGUGUGUGUGUUUGUACCUGCACGAGUGUGUGUUGCGCGUGGAGCAGGCACUGCUGGCCUCUGUGAUGGACAUCGUUGGUCUGCGCCACGGUAACCAGCAGCUGCUGUCACCCCUGAAGUCGGACGAGUCCCUGCUGGCCCUCCUGACCGCUGGAGACACACACCUGCUUCGCCUGCUGGCACCGGACCAUGCCGCAGACACACACACACACACACAGUCGGAGCCCCAGCUCGAGCCGCAGGCAUCUGCCUCCACUCAGACGGAGUCCAUCUACACUCUGCUGCACAGUCGUCAUCAGGGCGGGUAUUCUGUCCGAGUGGCCAAGCCAGGGCCAGAGUGGAUCCCAUACAAACACCGUGGGCCUACACGCAGGUUGAUUCAGUUCCCCCCGCCACCCUGUAAAGGCUCCAUUGCCGUGACAACAGAAGACUUAGAAUGUUUGGACAGUGGGCAGUUCCUCAAUGAUGUCAUUAUUGACUUCUACCUCAAGUACCUCCUGGCUGAGAGGACUCCUAAGGACUUGGUGGAGAGGUGCCACGUCUUCAGUAGUUUCUUCUAUAAACAGCUCACACGGCGAGACAAUGCCAAUGAAGACAGCACCAGCACAACAGCUGAACAUAGGCGGCACCAGCGUGUGAAGACCUGGACACGGAAUGUGGACAUCUUCAGCAAAGACUUUCUGUUUGUACCUGUCAAUCAAGAGUCUCACUGGUACCUGGUGGUGGUGUGCUACCCUGGUCUGGAGGAGCCCCGCUACGAGCCCUUCGAUGGCCCAGCAGUGGUGAAGGAGAGUGGGGAGCAGAGCUCAGGCGAGCCCCAGGCCCAGGUCCAGGCCCAGGAGGCCACAACAGACACUCCUGCCUCCAGUGAAGCCGACAAAGAAACAAAUUCCACAGAGGAGUCCUCUCCUCCUACUCCUCCAGACUGCACUGAGAAAACCUGUAAAACACCAACCGUUUGUAAAAGGCCCUGUAUCCUUAUCAUGGACUCUCUGAAACUGUCAAUCCACAAGCGUGUCGUCAAACUUUUACGAGAAUACCUACAGGUGGAGUGGGAGGUGCGGAGAGGAGCAAGUCGAGACUUCAGCCCGGAGGUGAUGAUGGGCUCCAGCUGUAAAGUCCCCCUACAGGACAAUAGCAGCGACUGCGGCCUCUACCUACUCCACUACGCAGAGACCUUCUUACAGGACCCUGUUGUGCACUUCGACCUCCCGCUGCGGUUAGAGCGCUGGUUUCCACGGCAGCAGGUGCGGCGGAAACGAGACGAGAUCCGGAACCUGGUCCUGCGCUUGUGUCGCUUCCAGUCAGGCAUGAUGGGAAAUGUAGUCCCGCGGGGAACUCCAGCGCCCCACUAGGAGUCCGCAGAAAGGCCAUACCCCACCUCACUUACCCUCCCACUGAGAGCGGCAGUGACCUCUGUGCCGGACCCAGCCCACACCCCAGCCGGAGCUCAGCCGCAGCUCCCUGCUACCUGUGCCAGUAUUUCUGACAAGUGUUUGUUAUGCCACUGGCACUCGGACAGACCAAGCCCGGAUUUGAGCCACACCAGGCCCACAUAUGGACAGUGCUGACCUCUGGACUGGUCCGUCCACUAGAUCAUAUGGACAGUGGUGACCUCUGGACUGGUCUGUCCACUCGAUCAUAUGGACAGUGUUGACCUCUGGACUGGUCCGUCCACUAGAUCAUAUGGACACUGUUGACCUCUGGACUG
This is a messenger RNA of Alosa alosa (allis shad), 3936 nucleotides long. RefSeq names its product sentrin-specific protease 7-like. Lineage: Eukaryota; Metazoa; Chordata; Actinopteri; Clupeiformes; Clupeidae. The record is from RefSeq and is a predicted model, not a curated record. Gene Ontology annotation, cellular component: cytoplasm; nucleus. Gene Ontology annotation, molecular function: SUMO-specific endopeptidase activity. Gene Ontology annotation, biological process: protein desumoylation.